AUGACGAUAAAGUUGUAUCGUGUGUUAUCUCAGUUUCGUUCCACAAACGUUAAUGAUAUUCCGCACAGAACUGUCGGCAAAAUGAGCGCCCGAACCCCGGAUCCAGCAAAGGUUGAACUUCGCAAGCAGAUAGCGGAUGCAAUCGCCAAAAUGACUACAGAAGAAAAAGAACGACAAUCCAAAAUUGUAUUUAAUAAGAUAAUCAACCACCCAUACUACAAGACUGCGAACCACGUCGCAAUAUUCAUGAGCACAGAUCAAGAAAUAAACACAGCACCCAUUAUAUCCCACAUCAAAUCCCGUGGUGGUUCAGCGUUCGUGCCGCAGUAUGCUGGUGGUAUCAUGAGAAUGCUGAAGCUGGAGGCGGGUGACGAGGAUGCUAUGCCGUUGACCAGGCAUGGGAUUGCCCAACACUCGAAGGACCAGAAACGGGAAGAUGGUCUAGAUGCGGGUUUGGAUUUAAUCAUCGCUCCAGGGGUGGCGUUUUCCCCGGAAGGUGGUCGAGUUGGUCAUGGAGGUGGCUACUACGACAGAUACAUAGCCAACUUGAGGUCUAACCCUAAGACUGCUCCUAAGGUCGUGGCUGUAGCUUUCAACUGUCAGGUUCUAGAUAAGGUGCCCAUGAAUGACCUAGACCAGAAAAUAGACGGAGUUGUCUAUGCAGGAAGUGAUUAA
Messenger RNA from Pieris macdunnoughi, 675 nucleotides. The record is from the annotation of a GenBank genome assembly. NCBI's taxonomy places the organism in Eukaryota, Metazoa, Arthropoda, Insecta, Lepidoptera, Pieridae.